Suillus plorans is the source of this 1760-nucleotide messenger RNA. RefSeq lists its product as uncharacterized. The transcript is spliced from 4 exons. The record is from RefSeq and is a predicted model, not a curated record. Gene Ontology annotation, biological process: regulation of DNA-templated transcription. Bases 201 to 1760 code for a protein of 519 amino acids. Lineage: Eukaryota; Fungi; Basidiomycota; Agaricomycetes; Boletales; Suillaceae. Gene Ontology annotation, molecular function: DNA-binding transcription factor activity.
AGCGGUUCCCUCAUGCCACUUCCGGAUCUUUAGCCUUGGUCGUCAAAAUCUCUCAACGCUAUGCUGAUUUCGUUCUCAUUUGAGAUUCAGAAACCCUGCCGAAACCGGGUCUCAGAUAUAUAUAAGGGUUCCUUCAAGCCCUCCUCUUAUCACUACCCCCCCCUAGUACGCAGUGCCACUGCCCUAAUUCUCGUGAAGUCAUGCGCACUUCAAGACUAUCAGUCUCUCGUGAACGCGAUGGAACGACCCUCACUCCUCAGAGGAAACACCGUAAAUUACUCAAGGAUGGCUCCAGUGAGGUCUGGCCAGAAGAGAUAGAGAGAAUAUUCGUUCAAGGUCUUCGAGAAUACUGGGAAUCACCUUGGGCAACUUACUCUCGUGGCAGAAGUCGUUGGAGAAACCAAUUCUUGGUCGAGUACCUCCAGCGCGCUGGAAUAGACCGUUCCAAGAAGCAAGUUGCAAGCCACAUACAGGUACUUCGUAAUAUGUGGAAAGGAGAACAUGAAUACCACUUGGUCGCUGGUGGCGAGGAAUUACUCCUUGAUACCGGUCUCCCUACGUCAGUCAAAGCAGAGGAGUCACCCGACUCCCAUAUGAUGGCAUCCAUGUUCCUCGAUGACCACUCCCCAGCAUCAGACCGUCCCGGUCGUCCGGUGUCUCGUACGUCUCGCCAUACUCUCCCUCGUGCAAGUCCCGCCAUAAUGGGUUCAAAGACCGAACCCAUAAUGCCGCCAUAUCCGAAUCCCCGGAUACCAACGGCCGACGACGGAUGCCGUCGCGUACGGUCAAUGUCCACUUCUGCUAGCGCUGACCAACGGCGACUUUCGCCAUUGGCAUCUUCCCUCUCCCCUGAUAUAUCGGUCCGGCCAACAGCAUCGCAAUCGUGCCCACAUGUACCAUGUACUGCCACACGUGCGGACUUCGACUUUCACCGUGGCUAUGAACGGCAAAAUCAAUCCGUGCUCACCGCUGACCAAAUGUCGCCGGACCUCCUUCUUUCGAAUUCUCCCCGGAUUCAGAACUCAUCAACACUGUUCUCUUGCACACUUCGUCCUCCAUUAUUGACAGGAUUGUCGCUUUGGGCAGAGGGCAUGCAUCCCGCCACGGUGUCGGUGGAUGCUCUUUCUUCGCAAACACAGCCGACGGACUUGAACGCUUCGGUUGUGGCGCUACGUGUCAAGCUCCGCCUCCCUCCAAUAGAGGCUCCAUACUCCCCAGCCCUCCACGGCUUUCAAGGGUCGAUUACAUGCGACGCUCCACGUACCUCCAGUAUUAGGUGCUCCACAGCUGUUUUCGUCAGAAACCAGUGUGUCUCUCGGGAAAGCAGUUAUUGUUCCGUAAUAGCUGCGGAUGCUACCGGACCUGAAAUACUGGAUCACAUCACCCUACUCUUGCCCGAUUCCCAGCUCAGUCGAAGUCGGUGGAUAGAUCCUGAUAUGCAAACAUGCAUCAUACAGAAAAUUGUGGUUGAUGAACAAGUCAUAGCAGCCAUUUAUUACGAUCUCGACAGAAGGCAGUGUGAAAAUUUGCCGUCUGUGGAGCUCAUUGGAUUCCAAAAAUACACCGGCCACGCUGACACCACUCUGGUCCCAAAUACCAGCGGCGCCUUCGUACCAAACUACACUUAUGCACCUGGACACAGCAUACCUCGUACCAUCCAUGCCACUCCAACGUCUCUGUCUCAUGCACUCAUUCCUCCUAGUACGGAUUCUUCCCGGGCUAUUCCUUUUCAUGAAUCGCCUUACGUGAUGUCUUCAUGA